Fusarium subglutinans is the source of this 1629-nucleotide messenger RNA. Its product is annotated as sterigmatocystin biosynthesis protein. The coding region runs from base 1 to 1629 and encodes 542 amino acids. Gene Ontology annotation, molecular function: iron ion binding; oxidoreductase activity, acting on paired donors, with incorporation or reduction of molecular oxygen; monooxygenase activity. Lineage: Eukaryota; Fungi; Ascomycota; Sordariomycetes; Hypocreales; Nectriaceae. The record is from RefSeq and is a predicted model, not a curated record. The transcript has 2 exons.
AUGGCUGGCACCGUCCCCGCGCUAAAAUGGGCCGGCAUCUUCCUCCUCACGUCCACCGGGUACUUUAUCUUCAAACUUUACCAGCAGCGGGUCUUUUUUCGGCGAAUGGUCCAAAAGUACAACCUUCCAACGCUGCCUGAUCACUCAUGGCUUCUCGGCAACCUCAUCACCGUGGGCAAAAUCAUGGCCAAGUAUCCCAAGGAUGUCCACGGUCAAUUGAUGCCGGAUUUCCUCGCUCGAGACUACCCUGAAAUUGCGGAGCUGGGCGUAUGUUACAUCGAUCUGUGGCCCAUCUCAUGGCCCAUGUUGGCAACCUUUCAUCCUGAUAUCGCAGCACAAUUUACCCAAGAAACGUCACGCCCGAAGCAUGAAAUUAUGAGAGGUCAAUUUAGACCAUUGACAGGAUUGAGAGACCUUGUUCUGUCCGAAGAAGCGUUCUGGAAGAAAUGGCGAGCGACCUUCAAUCCUGGGUUUUCGACGCAAAACAUCACGACCCUUGUUCCUGAGUUCAUUCAAGAGGCAUUGAUUUGGAAGAAAUACUUGCAGGAGAUCGCAGAAGAUGGAAGUGUUGUGCCCCUUGAAGAUUGUGUCAUGAAGGCUACUUGCGAUAUCAUCGGUCGUUCUGUAUUGGGUAUAAGCCUGGGCAUUCAAACAGGCGUUGAUGAUAAGAUUUUCCCGACUCUUAAAAAUGCAAUCUCACUGCUUGUUACAGACUGGUCGCCACAUCAAUGGGGUAGACUUCUGAAUCCUUUGCGCCACUCUCGACUAUCGUCUCUAAACCGUCAACUUCUCAGCCAGCUCCAGCCAUUAAUAGAAGCUCAGCUUCAAAAUCACGAACGCAACGAGGGGCCAAAGACUGUGAAUGGUCUCGCCAUCAGAACUUAUAUGAAGGAAUAUGGAUCUGAGAGCACUUCAGGCGCCACUAUUGACCCUGAAUUUCUGGAUGUCACCAUUGAGAAUUUGAAGAUCUUUCUCUUCGCUGGCCAUGACACCACUGCAUUUACCCUCUGCUUUGCUUACAAUUAUCUGUACCAACAUCCAGAUGUCCUUGCCAAGUUGCGGCUGGAGCAUGAUGCGGUCUUGGGGACUGACCCAUGUGAUGCAACCAGAAGGAUAUCCGAAACUCCGACAUUGCUCAACCAACUUUCUUAUACCACUGCGAUCAUAAAAGAGACUCUCAGAUUAGAACCGCCCAUCGGAUCUUGCCGAGAGGGCUCCCCGAUAUUCUUCCUAAGACAUCCUGAGACAGCGCAGCAGCUUCCAACAGAAGGCUUCAUCCUCUUCUCAGCAAGCAAGGCCAUUCACAGAAAUCCCAAGUUCUGGCCUGAACCUGACAAGUUUAUCCCAGAAAGAUGGCUUGAUCCUAUCGUUAAUAAGAAUGCGUUUCGUCCAUUUCAGCUAGGCCCUCGGGGGUGCAUUGGCCAGGAAUUGGCUUUGACAGAGUUGAGACUUCUUCUUGCCAUGACCGUUAGGGAGCUUGAGAUUGUGCCUGCAUACAAGGAGAGGGAUGAAUUUCUGCUGGGAUAUCAAGCCUAUCAGGCUCAAAUGCCUGGAAAGCUGACUGCACAUCCUAGUAAGGGUAUGCCUGUCAUGGUAAGCCUUAGGAAGGUCGGAGACACCAAGGAAUAG